CGUACGUUGAGGAGAGGUCGCUGUGUCCCGCUAUCUUUUCCCACACGCACAUUACCCGUACCUCAGUGAAUCACUUUAGAAAACUUAAUGGAUUAAUGUGACUGCAUCGGCCCCACUCCCCGUGCAAGCUGGUGAGCGACUCCACACCGUUAUACAAGAAGUAAACAUUGUGCGCGUGUGUAGCGACGAGGUGAAAUUUAAAUACCCCACCUGGAUAGGAGGUACCUGUGUUUUAAGUGUGCGACGGUGGACGAGGUGGAGGGAAGUUGUAGGAGCGUGAAUAAGGCUACGGGCUAGCCAGUGUGGGGGAGCAGCGGAAGCCGUAAAGCAAAUUACACCCCAGGAUCACUUUACGUCUGUUGGGAGACUACGAGAGCAAGGCAGAACCACCCCCCUCUCUCCUCUUGCUCCUUGGUGGAAUUCACAACUAUAUUGAUUAAAGGCUAUUGGUGAUGUGGAGCUUCUGGAGUGGUGAUGGCACGGGGGGGUGAGGUGGUAGUGUGUGUGUGUCAUGUUCCCUCCCUCCCUCCAAUACCCUCACUGGAUUCUGGUCCUCACGUGGCGGCCCAGCGAGUAGGGAAACUGUCGCUACCACACACACACUCGCACACGCCACAGUUGAUGGUGGAUUGAAAGUCUACGAAUUGGUGUAUAUUAACUAGUGUGGUGGUAGUGGUGGUGUGAUUCGUGUUAGAGGAGUGUUGCAAGCGAGUACUAGAUCACGAUUGAGGGUGAAUUGGAUUGAAAGACCACGAUUGAUGGAUAGAAAAGUCCAUGUUUGAUACAGAUUACAAAGUGGUGUGGUGGUGAUGCGCUGUGACCUGUAUUGAGGGGACUGCAGCAGCGAGCAAUCACAGGGACUCGAUUGAUUGCAUCGCCUUCACUAGCCUUUGGGAAGCGGCUAAUUCUGGAUUAUUCUGCCAGGAUUUGAAGUGACACGGAUUAACACUGGCUGGAUUUUCUUUACCUGAAAUUUAAGUGACAUGGAUUAACUCUACCACAACCGAAAACGACUUGGAUUAUUCUACUACUACUACGACGACACAUAAUUAAACUGCUACGACUACAAGGACCAGGUCGUAAACAGAUUCAAGCUAUGGUCUGAGGGCGAGUUAUAACUUGAAGGAGAUCAAGUCAAGGAUGUGUGGUGUGUAGAAAAAAAAAGAUAACAUCGUCUUUAUUUACGUUAAUUAGUCUCGGUGCUAAGGUCGGUGUAGUGAAGCGGCUGACGAGAGGAAAAAAUUUACUGUGUGUCUGUCUGGCGGAGGAGGAAAGUGUGUUUCUUGUGGUAGUGAUCUAACUAGUGAGAAACGUGUUGGCUUAGAGGAUGAGAAACACUUUUGGUGAUCUGUAAUUUUGGGGGUGAAUCUUCCUCAUUAAGCUGAAAUAGUGAGAAACGUUUAGGUGGUCAGUAUGUAUAAACACUUGUGUCUCAGAGUGAAGUGAGAGAGCAACCGUAAGUGUUUGUUUACAUCUGGAACCCUGAAGUGAUUAGGGAUUGUUUUUUUGAUCUGGGGUGAGAAACGUUUUAACACCCACGACGCUGACAUCACCACCGCCAGUAUGUUAAGACUCUGUUCCUCUGUGUGUGGUGAGGCCUAGCAGGAGUCCGUACAGUACUUCUGGAGGAGGGGUCCUUCUCAAGAGCUUACACCCCCUCCUUCCCCACCCACCACCCCCCGGGGAACUCCUGCUUUUACUCCUACCCACCCGCUGCUGCCGCUUCUGCUGGUACUGGUGUUUCUGCUUCCUGAUUACCACAAGAUGCCCAGUUUGGACACCGCCUCAAGCAUGGAAAACACUGUUAAUAAAUAUCUGACUCCAGACGAGCAGCAGCUCCUUCUGGACAUCAGAAGAAAGAAGGCUCAGUUAUUACAAGAGAUACAGACGCUCAAAGAUGAGAUGGCCGAGGUCACAGCGGAGAUGGAGGCGCUGGAUACGGGGGAAGACAGUAAGAAUAAUCCAAAGAGUAAGCAGAUGAGCAUCGGAAGGAAAAAGUUCAACAUGGAUCCUAAGAAAGGAAUAGAGUACCUCAUUGAUCAUGGACUUCUAAAAAAUACUCCUGACGAUAUCGCACAGUUCCUGUAUAAAGGAGAAGGACUUAACAAGACAGCAAUUGGAGACUAUCUUGGUGAACGUAAUGACUUUAAUCAGUCCGUUCUCGAUGCUUUUGUCUGUCUCCAUGAUUUCACUGACCUAAUCCUCGUUCAGGCCCUAAGACAAUUUCUGUGGAGUUUCCGUCUGCCUGGUGAAGCACAAAAGAUUGAUAGAAUGAUGGAACGUUUUGCUCAUCGAUACUGUGAACUUAACCCAUCAAUCUUCCAACACCCUGAUACAUGUUUUGUGCUGUCUUUUGCAAUCAUCAUGUUGAAUACCUCCUUGCACAACCCUGCAGUUAAGGACAAACAAACAAUUGAGCAGUUUAUCACUAUGAACCGUGGCAUUGAUAAUGGAGAUGAUCUUCCCAGAGAACUCUUGGAGAGCUUAUACGAUAGUAUCAAGACAGAACCCUUUAAGAUUCCUGAAGAUGAUGGGAAUGAUCUGAUGCACACAUUCUUCAACCCUGAUCGUGAGGGUUGGCUAAUGAAACAGGGUGGUCGCUACAAAUCCUGGAAGAGGAGAUGGUUUAUCCUCAACGACAACUGUCUCUAUUAUUUUGAGUACACUACCGAUAAGGAACCAAGAGGGAUUAUUCCACUGGAGAAUAUUGAGGUUCGUGAAGUGCAGGAUCGCAAUAAGCCAAAUUGCUUUGAGCUGUAUGCUACGUCGACAGAUUUCAUUAAAGCUUGCAAGACAGACAGCGAAGGGAAAGUUGUAGAAGGAAAACACACUGUAUAUCGUAUGUCUGCAGCAACUCCAGAUGAAAAAGAGGAAUGGAUUAAGUGUAUAAGACAAAGUAUCAGUCACAAUCCAUUCUAUGAUAUGUUGGCGAAGAGAAAGAAGAACAUCCAGAAGAAUAGCAGUCGAUAAUUGUGGAUAAAGGGGCACACUGUGCGUGUGAAUAAUUAGCUCACAAACUAAGUGUGGAAGUGGUUAAUAUCCAAAUAAAUGUAAGAAAUUGUUAUUAUAUAUAAGAAAUGGCAGUGUUUUAGGACACAGAUGCCUUGCACUCUUUAAACAUGAGUGUUUGAUGAAAAGAGAAACAAAACUUGCAGUUGGAUAAGCUGCAUUUCACUGAUAACAUAAACUGAUAUACUGUAUUACAGUUAUGAUCUGUGGAAACUCCUAUCCAGAACUAAUGCAAAGUGAAAGUGUACUGUACUCUUUAGAUGGAAAGAAAUAAUUGUACAGUAUUUGCAUGCCAGUGUGUCCUCCUCUCCUGGAAAAAUAGACAUUGCUUCAUAAUCACUCUUAGCCUUGCUUGGUGAUUUUUGUAAGCUUGUGAAUUUUUUUUUGUACAUAUUUAUGUGAAUAGUAGAAAGACAAAAUUUUAUGGCAUAUAUUAUUUAGAUACUGUAAUUCAGUCUGCAAUGUAUGCCUGUGAUUUACAAAGGUCUUGUGUAUUUGUGUAAAUAUAUUGUACGUAUUUGGCUUGUUGAAGCACUUGUGUAUAAGGUCAUUCUGUUGUGAUUGUCAUUUUUUGUGACUAGUUGAACAUUUCUUAGACACCAAGAGUGAAAGGCAGAAAGCAGAAAAGUCUGUUUGUACCAAAUUGUAUAUAUUUAAGGAAUUUACAGUACAGUAUAUUACCAGAUUAUAAAUGUAAUACAUGUGUGGAUGGUUGCAUGGAUUAUAUAAAAUUUGUGGUACAGUAUUGUAUUUUGAUGCUACCUAAUUGCAGUGCACAUUUAUAUUUUAUGCCAUUUCUCGUGUUCUAUCACGCAUAUGACACAACAUUGCUGAAAUGACCCACGUUCUGCUGUGAUCCGGCUGAUGUAUGAAUGAAACUUGUAACUUACGUUGCUCAUUUCACUUGGUGAAGAGAAGUCUAAAAACAUAAAACCUUUUUCCUAUAUAUUUUAAAUAAUUUCAUUUUUCUUGGGGCCAAAUUACUGUAUAUGAAAAACUAGAUUUCUUUUUAAAUGUUAGUUCAAAAAGUAUUAUACAAGAAAAGCAGCCAAAUUUCUGUAGUUUGCUCACACAAAUUAUAUAUAAUUUGUAUUUUAAUGAAGCCUCUAUAUUAAAUAAUACUCCUAUACCCAUAAUUCAGUGGCAGCCAGGAUUUGUCUAUAUUAUUCUCUGUAAUUGGUUAUAUACUGUAUGCUGUUUAAAGUUUUUGGUCUUGACAUUCUCAUAUCCAAAGCCUGCAGUUAAUAGGAUACAAACUACUGUAUACAUUUUUUUUGUAUCUUCAUGAAUCUAUAUUCCUUUUUGCCCAUUUAUUUAUGUUGUGAUCAAUAAAUCUAGCAUCGAGAAACAUUUCUUAUAUAUGUACAGUACAACCUAAGCCCCUUCCUCACCAGUUUUCCAAAACUCAGUACAGUAUUGUAAUCACUAGCAGAGUGAAGCUACAGGAGAUGCUUAGAUCUCAUGCCAUUCUGUAUAUUUGUGUUUGUUAUACCAUGUACCAUGUUCCGACCCUUUUACGUGCAUGUGCUGUUUUCUUUCAGCUAUACUCAAAAAUAUUCUUAACUCCUAGAGUUUAACUAAUUACUAUGUAUCACUUUGUGUUUUAAAGCUGUGAUGGCUAUCAUUUAAUAUACUUGAGUAUUUAGUUAUACUCUAAUGCUGUGAGACUACCUUUUUACAACUAUGUAGAUGACAACUUUCUUGAGUUUAAAACUGUCAGUGAAACUUUCCAGUUUGUGUGUAAAGGAAUCUUGAACAACAAAGAUGUUAAUUUUACUAGAAUUUUGUUAUUUGUAUAUCUUGUAUUUUAUUUUUUUCUCCUAAAUAUCAUUCAGUAUGUUUAAUGUUAUUUAAUGAUUAAGAAAUAUCCAUAUAUCAUGGAUAAUGGAAGAAUUAAUAUUUAUACAGCUACCAAAGAAAUGUUUACAUGAAUUUUCAUUUCACAUUCUUUAACUGUAACAGUUGGUUUUAGUUUAUCACAAUUUCAUUCAUCUUGCCUAUAGUAUGCUAUUUCUUUUUGCUUUCAAAUUUUGUACAAUAAUAAUUUUUUUUGUGGAUUACAGUAUUCAGGUAAAAUUUGUUUCCCUUUAGUUCAUCUACUUUUAUCCACGUAGUGUUUAUAUUUGAUUAUGUACAGGCUUGUAAGGAUUUUACCCAGUUGUAAAUACUUCUGUAAGUCUUUAUAUUAUUGAAAUUAAUAAAGUGAUGACAUGUU
Messenger RNA from Homarus americanus (American lobster), 5224 nucleotides. RefSeq names its product cytohesin-1-like (gene step). Gene Ontology annotation, molecular function: guanyl-nucleotide exchange factor activity. Gene Ontology annotation, biological process: regulation of ARF protein signal transduction. The coding region runs from base 1765 to 2970 and encodes 401 amino acids. The transcript is spliced from 9 exons. The record is from RefSeq and is a predicted model, not a curated record. Lineage: Eukaryota; Metazoa; Arthropoda; Malacostraca; Decapoda; Nephropidae.